Oncorhynchus mykiss (rainbow trout) is the source of this 1004-nucleotide messenger RNA. The record is from RefSeq and is a predicted model, not a curated record. Lineage: Eukaryota; Metazoa; Chordata; Actinopteri; Salmoniformes; Salmonidae.
UCCUGUUCGGUCCUACCCCUGGCUUCAUUGUGAUCCAAACUGCUCUCAUCUCUCCCUCAGCUGCCAACGUCCUGCUGUCGGAGCGUGGGGAGGUGAAGCUGGCAGACUUUGGGGUGGCAGGACAGCUAACAGACACCCAGCUCAAACGCAGCACCUUCGUUGGCACGCCCUUCUGGAUGGCUCCAGAGGUCAUCAAGCAGUCAGCCUAUGACUGUAAGGCAGACAUCUGGUCUCUGGGUAUAACAUGUAUAGAGCUGGCUAAAGGAGAACCCCCACACUCUGAGCUACACCCGAUGAAAGUGCUGUUCCUUAUCCCAAAGAACACCCCUCCUACCCUGGAGGGGAACUACAGCAAGCCCCUCAAGGAGUUUGUGGAGGCCUGCCUAAACAAGGAGCCAAGCUUCAGGCCCACUGCCAAAGAGCUGUUGAAACACAAGCUGAUUGUGCGUCACGCCAAGAAGACAUCGUACCUGACAGAGCUGGUGGAUAGAUACAGGAGGUGGAAGGCUGAGCAGACCAGACAGCAGGCAGAGUCCAGCUCAGACGAGUCUGACUCGGAGCAGGAUGGGCAGGCGUCAGGCGGGAACAACUUUGGGAGUGAUGACUGGAUCUUCACCAUCAGAGAGAAGGAUCCUAAGAAACUGCAGAACGGGGGAGAGGGACAGGAAGUGGAGAGUGGAGGCAUUUCAGGGAGGCUGUUUUCCACCAUCAUCUCUCCUUCUCUGGCCGAAUUGAAGCAGCGUCAGGAGGCAGUGAAUGGGAACCCCAUGGCUCUAGAUGAACUGAGAGAAGCUAUUCUCCUAGCUGAGGAGGCCUACCCUGGGAUCUCUGACUCCCUGGUCACACAGCUGGUUAACAGACUGCAGAGAUUUUCUUCAGGCAGGAAGUCUUCGUGCUCUUCUCCCUAGUGAUUGGCUCUCUGCCCCAGCCCGCCUCUCCCAGGUCCCGCCCCCUGUCUGUGGUCCAGUCAGAGGUUAGAGGUCAGCCUGGAUAACACCAUAGGU